This is a messenger RNA of Ciona intestinalis (vase tunicate), 763 nucleotides long. RefSeq lists its product as uncharacterized. The record is from RefSeq and is a predicted model, not a curated record. NCBI's taxonomy places the organism in Eukaryota, Metazoa, Chordata, Ascidiacea, Phlebobranchia, Cionidae.
UAAGUUGCAGCAUGUUAUUGUAUAUGAAGAAGAGGAAGUUCUGUAUUAAGUAAAUGUAAUCAGUAUGUUGGUAUUUUUAUUAUCCUGACGACCUGGUACACUCUCUAAUGGACGAUGAAAACAUUUUACUGAGUUAUGCUUUUCCAGAGACAGCAACUUCAGAUUUUUUAGUGGAAAAACUAAGAAAGCAUGGAGUUGACGGUAGCAUGUUGGAAAACAUACAAGCGUCUCAUUCCCAGUUAGUGAAGUGUUUUUACCAGAACUGUGCCUCCUUGCCGAGAAGAAAGCCCCGUGACAAUCGUCGCGGAAAAGUUACAACUGAAAAACAUAAAAAGGAGGAAAAAAUAGUUGCAACUAUUUCGAAUGUUGAAACUGACAAAACUCCUUCAGCUGUCCAAGAUACACAGAUGUCUGAAAUGGAGAAACUGGAAAGGCGAUCACGCUUAGCGAAUACAAAACAAAUUGAAGAAAAGAAAUUAUCGACCCAUGAACCAAAACUACGAAAGAUAACCAUGACAAAAGCCCCUCAAGAUGCAGAGAACCCAAGUCCCGCCAUGAAUUCAACUUCCCCACCAUGUGUUAAACGUACUGCUCGUAUUAAACUAAAACGCAACAAUUGCAUGUCCCCUGCUCUGAAUGCAUGCAAAGUCAAAAAACUAUCGCCCUAAGUGUUGCUCUUUUACCACUGCAUCAUGUUUUUGAACAUCUUUCCGUUUUAUACUUGUUUUACCCUUUUUCAAUUAAACAUGACUUGAAAGAACAA